GUUGUUUGUUUACACCACAGGAAACUUCCUGCCUGUGAGUCACUUCCUGAAUUGUUAGCCUACUCGAUUUUUAAACUUUUUACUUUUCGAAAUGGGAUGCGACGGAGGAACAAUUCCUAAAAGACAUGAGUUGGUGAAAGGCCCUAAAAAAGUAGAGAAGGUUGAUAAAAAUGCAGAACUGGCAGCCAGAUGGAAAUACUGUGCCCUGAGUCAGGAGAAACUAAGACGCCCCAUCGUUGCCUGUGGCUUGGGGAGGCUGUACAAUAAGGAUGCUGUCAUUGAAUACCUUCUGGAUAAGUCUGCUGAGAGACCAAAUGCUGAAGUUGUAGCACAUAUCCGUGGGAUAAAGGAUAUAAAGGAGCUGAACUUGACCGAUAACCCUGAGUGGGAGGGAGACACGACAAAUGCUAAAGGAGAUCGUUAUGAGGAUAUCCACUGUGGCAUGUUCAUUUGCCCUGUUGUUGGAUUGGAGAUGAAUGGCAAGCACAGAUUUUGUUACCUGCAGACAUGUGGCUGUGUCUUUUCUGAUCGAGCAUUGAAGGAAGUCAAGACAGAAAUCUGCCACAAGUGUGGGGACCCUUUUCAAGAUGACGAUAUUAUUGUGCUCAACGGCACUAAAGAGGAGGUGGAGAGGCUGCGAGAGAAGAUGGAAGAGAAACGGGCCAAAUCCAAGACAAAAAAAUCAAAGAAGAGCAAGGCAGCUCAAACUGUGUCAACACCUUCAGAAUCAAAAGGUUACACAAGUUCUCCAAAAGUAGACGCAGCAGGGACGAGCUCUCUACAAAACGGAAGUGAGAGGAGCCACUCAGAUGUGGUCGAACCAUCUGCUUCCUCCAGCUCCUCUACGAGCACCAAGUCAUCCACCUCCGCCACCAAAAGAUCCAUCCAGGACAUGGGCGAGAAGUCAGAGGCCUUCAAAUCCCUGUUCACCACCCAUAGCUCCGCCAAGCGCACUAAAGAGCAGACGUCCAACUGGGUGACCCACACUCCGUAUCACUUUUAGUAACUUCCCACAUUGUUUUUUUCCAUUGAUGGAAAGGCGCCCUGUUUACACCUGGUUUUAAUAUGCGUUAUUUGGGAUCUGAUUACAAGUGGACAAAUUUAAUGCGAAGUAUGAAUUCACCCACAAUGCAUUGAGGAUGUGUUGAGAUCUAAGGGCUCAGACCACACAUCAGUGCUGCAUAUAAGGACUAUCUACUCAACCCGAAUCUUCUGUGCAAGUGAACAUACAUGCUUGUUUGCAUACCAACAGUGUCAUCAUAAAGUGAUACUACGUUAGCCUUAUAGCAUAUUUGCCUAAGUCAUACAAUAUUUGGACAAAAGUAUUGGGACACGUUGAAUUCAGGUGUUUCUUUUCUAACAGGAGUCUGGGAUACAAAACAAUCAUGGCAAAUGUUAUAAUAUAGUUU
Molecule: messenger RNA, 1409 nt
Organism: Sphaeramia orbicularis (orbiculate cardinalfish)
Lineage: Eukaryota; Metazoa; Chordata; Actinopteri; Kurtiformes; Apogonidae
Gene: rtf2
Product: replication termination factor 2
Exons: 9
Coding region: 92-1003 (303 amino acids)
Biological process (GO): mitotic DNA replication termination
Cellular component (GO): nucleus
Source: RefSeq, a predicted model, not a curated record